AUGAAAAGCAUCUUUCUUAUUUUUCCGCGCAGAAUUCUAUGCCACGAUCACUUUUCCUCGCAGUUCCUGUACCGCCCGUUUAGAAUCCGUAUUGAGCCCCUUAAUGACUUCACUGGUACUCGUACUAUCUCGUGUCCUUGCCCUGACAAUACGAGAAGAGACCUGUCGUACAUUAUCUCGUUUUUUUUCUCUGUGAUUCAGCAGUGUUUCCUUGUUGCACUGGCAUCCUUGUACCCUUGCAGUAUACUCUUGUCUUCACUUCCCACUUGUAGCACCAUUCGUCUUACUAUGGCACCGGCGAUCGUGAAAUCCCUGGUAUUCACCAGCCUUGUGCAGUCAGUCGAGUACUAGACUCACCUCUAGUUCUCCCUAGUUCGUACUGCAAAAUUGGGGGCAGCGGGUCCCGAAGCACGAUGUCCGCCUCGAAAAGGCUGGGCCAAAUCGCGCGGCAGCAUCGGGUGGUGGUUUUUGGAGAAGAUUACUGACCCUUUGUGAGGCGGACCCGCUAUGAAAAUGAACAUUUUAUUGGCGCUGUAAGGUGCAGUUACGACCACGACGGUCUAUAUUCAUAUUGUGGCGGUGCAUUAUUUUCUCGUUACUUAUCUCGUUCUGUAGUUUUUUGGUGUUUAUCGCAGCACGGCUGCGCUGCUGCGAGGAGAGAGAGAAAGUCUGUGCAUGAAAACACGCCUGUCUUCCGCAAGAUAUGUACAUUCUGACAGAAAUGAAAUUUGAAAUACCAUGGAAAAAUCGCGAUGAAAAAUAGUGAAACAAUGUUGGUCAACAUCAUGGUGCCAUCAAAAGUUCAUUUCCAUAUUGUUGACGCGCUGAACACCUGCGGGGUCGAAUUCGUAUACCACAAGAAUAUGACGGACGCCGAGCGGGCAGAGCUUCGAGAAAUUAGCGGAUAUCGCAGGGGAAAUAAAGGAUAAUUAUAUGUGUCCUGUUUACAACUGCAGCUGGUUGUUCUUGUUCCGGUACUUGAGAGCAGAAAAACCACAUGGAAUUCAAAUUUGCGGCCGCAAUUGCACUUCUCUGUUUACGAUGUUCUGCAGCUUCUUGAAAGGGAAGUGUUUUGUUUCCCCACGAGAGACUUACUCACUUUGCAUGCAGCGAGGCAGCACUUAAUUUGUUUGACAUUGAAAAUACUACGCGCAGCACGUACUCAGUUCCUUUCCCAGCGAUAUCCAUGGGUCUCGCACCAUCCCUCAGUCGUUCGUGAAUGGUGUGUGCGUUGGCGGCUGUAACGACGGGGCCGCCCCCUGGAUGGGCAUACUAGGCCUGCUGCAAAACUUAUCAAAGAGAAAAAGAUUGUAGGUGUAACAUUUUUCUUCUCGGAACAGCAUUACAAAUCUGUCUGGCAUAACCGCAAAAACCUGCGAUACGCGGAUAGUACGCGAAAAUGAGGUUGAAUACACCCUACAAUGCCUGAGCAGCAUGAUAGACGCAAUGAUCUUGCCAUGUCGUGCAUCACAAAGCUACACUUGCAAGGUUUUUUUCUUCAAUAAAACGGGAAGAUCCAAAAGGCACUGUCCGCCACCGAGGACUCGAGCGAGACGCUACGGAUUUUGCGCGAGUAGAAGAAAGGAAGUAAGUACUUAGCCUGUUCAGAGACUACUUGAACCCACACAGGAUCAACCAAGAGCCGUUGUUUGGCCGUUUAUGGCACGGUCUUCUUCGACGGCAUCCUCCAACUGGGUUUGAUACAUCAACCUGGAGUGAACGUACUUAAGGUACACACAAUGCAGUUGUUGCCCUGUACGUAUCCGUUGGGCACCAGCAACUUGUCUGAAUAGCCGCCGCCGGCACCGUGUACAAAAUGAAAAAAUAACUUCUUCUAUCGGCAGUAGACGGGACGUUAUCAUACAAACAUACUUUCAACAGGAUAUUAUUGUGACGACGUGCAGAGCUGACGGAUUCAUUUUUAACACCGAAAUCGCCUUGCUCGUCUGAUUUAUUGCUUCCUUCUCGUGGUCCCUAUUGAAAUGUAAACGAUGACGAUCACAGUCAUAGAACGGUUUGGAAAUUGCAGGCGUUGCUCUUGCCAGGUGAAGAAGAACGCUGGAGGUGGUCCAUGAUGUUGUGCCUAUUCGAACGAAAAAAAAAGGGUGCUCGAAUGCAAAACUUCGACUUGGAGCCCCUUGAUGUCCUGACACAUCGGCAUGCAAAACAGUAAGGCGUGCGACUCGUCAGUCAGCACGCUGCUAGAAGACAUGGAAAAGUACUCGCUUUCAUUAUCAUGUUCGUCACUGUAGUCAUUGCACUGCAGAACUCGCUGCGCGGCAGAUGCAACACAGACACGGGUCGUCCUUGUAAUCGAGCGUUCGUUCCGGUUCCCAUCGUUGACGUGGGGCCUGUCACGUUUGCGUAUCUCGAAAAGUACAUCGAAGAAAGUCAAGCCUUUUCUUGGCGCGGCCUAUUUGCAUCCAUUCAGCAGAACG
This is a messenger RNA of Amoebophrya sp. A120, 2438 nucleotides long. The record is from the annotation of a GenBank genome assembly. NCBI's taxonomy places the organism in Eukaryota, Dinophyceae, Syndiniales, Amoebophryaceae.